AUGGUUAAAAUAAUUUGUUUGUUUGUUUGUUCGUUCGUUCGUUUGUUUUGUUCGUUUGUUAGUUACAUUAGCGAGACGGCAACCGAAGGUGACGAAGAAGAUUUAAAAGCGUUGGAAUUGAGAAAACAAGAAGUGAGACUACAACCUCAAAGGCAUCACCACCGACAGGAUACGGAUACGGGUUCGGAUACUGAGGUACGAAAUUUUCAAUCAUCAUCAUCAUCAUCAUUCAAUCCUCCCAUUCCCGAAAAGAAAAAUGUUAAAAAUUGUCCCUCGGGUUCGAGUGUUCGUAUAGGUAAAGACGGUGUAACGACGGAAAACGGCGAGGAUUUGAAAAAUAUUAAAAGUCAAAAAUCUUUGCAAAGGAGCGUCACGUUUGCCGAAGGUCGUCAUUUUCGCGACGGUAGAAAUCCGUUGAUUAAAAGUAAAUCCGUUGUGACGGAUAGCGUGACGGAUUUUAAAAGCAGCGCACCUUUCGAAGAAAAAUUAAACAUGUUCGGUGCGAGAACGAGAGGUGAGAGGAAAUCGUCGAAUUUGGAAAUGUUAUUACGUAAAGACAUGAACGGAAAUCAAAAAUGGCGGAGGGAAAACGUUGAUGUUGAUGAUGAAAAAUACAUAGAUAAAAAUUUAGUCAUGAGAAGAGAAUCAUUGAAGAAAACAAAUUCUCUCGAUCCGAAAACAUUGGAAUUUCAAACGAAAAUCAAUUCGAAUGAUUUUUCCGACAAGGGAAAAUUUAAUUUUUUAGUCGUCAAAAGAUUUUCACCCUCGCCUCCUCCGCAUUCUCCGGUCGUGAGAAAUUUUUCUCAAAAUGGCGAUUUGAACGAUCACGAUGACGACAGGUACUCUUCGUUUCGGGCUCUGUGUGAAAAUUCCGAAUCCGACGUGGAAGAAUUUUUUAAAAAUUUAACAUUGAAAGAAGAGGAAAUGGAAAAGUUGGCGGAAAAAUUCAACGAAGUCACCCAAAGGAACAGGAUAGCAUUGCCGGCGGAAAACAUUAAAAUCGAUGUUGAAAAUGUAACGACCAUCGAUUCGGACAUUGAAGAAUUUUUCGAUAAUUUAAAUUUGGAAAAAGAAUUGGAAUCGAAGGGUGGGGGUGAAGUCACGGAAAAAGACGUGGAAGAAAUAUUGAAUUUGUUCGAUGAUGACGGCAAUGAUAAAUCGAAAGGCGAGGGUGUCGGGAAAGGUGAAAGCAACAGCGUCGAAGAAAUGGAAAAACAUUUCGAAAACCUUUUGAAAGAAGUCGAAGCCGAGGGUGGUGGUAGCGAGACUUUGUCAGGUUUAAUAAACGAUGUCGAGGAAAAAGAUGACGAAAGAGGGAAAAACAAAUCGAACGGAAAUGCUGAAGAUGGGAAAACUUCACCGGAAAUCAACGACGGUCCUACACCGUCACCCGAACCUUCUCGUAAAAUACAAACGAAGGAUGAAAAUAUUUGUCAUUCUUACGAGAACGUCUUCGUCACUCCUACUCCUCCUUCUUCUCCACCCGUCAGACCGAGGAGGAAAAAGGAUAAUUUGAGUCUGAACAUCAUGGAAACUCCCGUGAGCGACGGAUCCGGCGUGUACGACAAUUAUUCGUCGCCCGAAAAACGGGAAAUCGAUCGCAGUCUUUUAAACAAUGGUCACGUCACGCCGGAAACGACGAGUAAAAAUCAUCAUUAUUAUUACAAUCCGUCGAAAUACGAUACGAAACCCAUCACUUCCCAUUCUUCGAUCAAUCGAACGAAUCUCGAUAGAGCGAGAUGGAACGCGAGAAGGAAUUCUUCGGGUGGGAAGGAAACGGAUGUGAGACGUUCGAGCGUCACGUCUCCGUUGAUGGUGACGACUCCGACAUUUUCUCAUUAUCGCGAUUCGAGAUCGAUAUCGAAAUCAUCUCCGAGGUCGCCUAAAUACGACGACGAUAAAUGUUUGGUGUCGUGA
Molecule: messenger RNA, 1917 nt
Organism: Pediculus humanus corporis (human body louse)
Lineage: Eukaryota; Metazoa; Arthropoda; Insecta; Psocodea; Pediculidae
Exons: 2
Coding region: 1-1917 (638 amino acids)
Source: RefSeq, a predicted model, not a curated record